Messenger RNA from Rotaria sordida, 2268 nucleotides. The record is from the annotation of a GenBank genome assembly. NCBI's taxonomy places the organism in Eukaryota, Metazoa, Rotifera, Eurotatoria, Philodinida, Philodinidae.
AUGUUUCAACAGAUAUUGAAAAACAAGAAGUUUUCCUGGUCGAUUGCACUUCUAUUAGGUACGGUUCUCAUAGUGCUACCUACACUUGUAAUAAUCAGAAAAAAUUCUAAACAUAAUCAUGAUCAAGCGAUAUCUCAAGUGACAACACGAAAUGUCGAUGAUUAUCAGUCCAACAGUGACUACUAUCAAUCAUUAACAGAUACUCAUGACUUUUCACAAACUGACAAUCUUCGUUUGGAUCGUCUUUCAUCUCCUCGUUUUCAUCCAAUCAAUGGAAAAAGUGUCAUCUAUUUAAGACAACAGUAUCAUAUGCCUGAUUUACGUGGAUCAACAACUACUUUGCAUUGGCUCGAUUUAGAAACAAAUAAGAAUGUUCAGCUGACACAACCGAUUUGGGGAAAAUAUGAUAGUCAAUUCUUUUGGAUAGAUAAUAACACUAUUCUAUUUUUAUCCAAUCGAGCUUCAUCAGGUCUUAUUCAAAUAUUUCAACUUACACUUCCUGCGAACUUAUUAGAAGUAACUAAUACUUUCCUUGAACCAAUUCAAAUAACAAAUUAUUCAUUGAGUAUUGGUAAUUUGCUAGUAAAUAGACAAGCAUCACGUCUUGCAUUUAGCUGUCAAGUUUAUUCAAAUUUAACAAUUGAAGAAACAUUUACUCGACUAACAGAAGAGAAAAAUAGUGGUCGUUCAGUUUAUCAAUUUGACAAGUUAUUCAUUCGACAUUGGGAUGAAUAUAUGACAGGUCGACGUCAUCAUCCAUUUGUUGUUUCAAUAGAACGGCAAUCAAAUGGAAUAUUCAAGUUUUCAUCACAACCAAUCGAUGUACUUUUCAAUGUAGAUAGUGAUUCACCAACAAGACCUUUUGGUGAUGCCAGAUCACAAUGGUCAUUUAGUGCAAAUGGUAAUUCAUUUGCAUACACUCGACAAUAUGAUGAAACAAGUGCUGUAGCUUGGACAACCAAUAUCGAUAUUUACACAAUAGAUUUGAGUAUACCUGGACAAUCAAGUGUAUGUAUUACGUGUGAGAAUUUAGCAGCUGAUACUGAUCCAUCUUAUUCACCAACAGAUAAUAAUCUAUUGAUUUAUCGAGCACAAUCAAAACCGGGAUAUGAAUCUGAUCAAUUCAAAAUAAAACUCUAUAAUGGAUCAAAUUCGAAAAUAACACUUCUUGAUGAUUGGGAUCGAAGUAUUCAAUCUGUAGCAUGGUCGCUGGAUGGUCAAUCUCUUUUUCUUGAACUUUCUGAAGAAGCACGAAAUGUUAUCUAUCAUUUAUUCAACUUAUUCACAGAUCAAUCACUUACUCGUCUAGUCAGUACAGGUACAUCGCGUAAUAUCAAUGUUCAUCCUAUGAAUAAUCGAAUGUUUGUUUUCGCUCAUCAAAAUUUUGUUGAGCCAAUCAAUAUUUAUUUAUAUUCAUCAGAUGGAUCCAUGCGACCUCUCACUAAUCAUAACAAAGCUCUACUAGCUAAAGUAAAAAUGAGUCCCACGGCUGAAGCAUUUUCAUUUACAGGUGCUCGAGGUGAUAAGGUUUGGGGAUGGCAUAUGCCACCAUCAAGUGGAACUGACAAACGAGCUCCACUUGCUUUUCUUAUUCAUGGUGGUCCACAAAGUAGUUGGAAUGAUGCAUGGGGCUUUGGAUGGAAUUUUCAAACAUAUUCUUCUCAAGGUUAUGCUAUUAUUGCUAUCAAUUUUCAUGGUUCUGACUCAUAUGGACAGAAUUUUACAGAUAGUAUCAUAGGUGAAUAUGGUUCAUUACCUUUCGAAGAUCUUCAAUUAGGUCUUAGUUAUGCAUUGAACAAGUUUCCUUAUAUUGAUCCAGAUCGAGCUGUAGCAUUGGGUGCCAGCUACGGUGCAUAUAUGAUCUAUUGGAUUGCUGGACAUCCAGAAAUGAGUCGUCGUUUCAAAACACUCAUUGCUCAUAACGGAGUGUUUGAUACAAGAGCCAAAGGUUAUUCCACAGAUGAGCUAUGGUUUAGUGAACACGAUGUAGGCGGAUAUACUCCAUGGGAAAAUCCUGAUGUUUAUGAACGCUAUAAUCCACUUAAGCAUGUUGUAAAUUGGACUCAACCUAUACUAAUUAUUCUUGGUGCUAAUGACUAUCGUGUACCAAUUACACAAGGAAUAAGUGCUUUUACUGCUUUGCAGCGUCGCGGUAUUGAAAGUCGAUUAAUAUAUUUUCCCACUGAAAAUCAUUGGAUACUAAAUCCACUUCAUUCACUUUCUUGGUACGAACACGUGCAAAGUUGGAUGCACAAAUGGACAAACUAA